UGCCAAAACUAUAGUACAAUCAAGCGGGAUAGACGUUUAAUAAACAACAGGGAAAUGUUAUGUGUUGUAGGGUAUUCAUGUCGUAAGCUAUAGUUUAGAAGUACUCGUCCCUAGUUAGUGUUAAACUGUUCCAUGGGCUCUCAAAACACGCUAACAAAAACAAUAAAGGCACACAUUUGACAUAUGUACAUAUUUAAAUCGUUUAAAUAAAAUUAACAAUGUCAAUUGUUACACUGAACUGGGAAGAGUUUCUGCAGGAAGCUACACAGUUCCAAAAGAUUUCUGAGCGCCUGAAUGACUCAUGGACUUUAUAUAAGAAGGACGAGCAAGAAGGCAAUGCAUAUCUUAUUUAUGAACAAAAAAUAAUAAACACUGUUGAUCAGAAAAGUUGUACUGAUGUUCUGGAAGAUACUAACUACUGUAUAGAAGAUGUGACUGCAGCGAUGCCGCCAAGCAAUUAUUUACUUAAAAUCGAAUAUCACAUCGUUUACAGUAUUUCUUACCAAGUGCCUGUUUUGUAUUUUCGCAUUUAUCGUAACGACGGCAGCAUGUUGUGUAUCGAAGAAGCCUGGCGCAUUUUUCGUGACUACGGCGACAAUGCCAGCAAUACCAAUAGUGUGGAUGUCCCAGUUCCACGCACCGCUGCGGAUAUGCUGAGUAUUAUGACGCAAUUGGAUCAUCCCGUACUUGGCAAGCCAUAUAUAGCAAUACAUCCCUGCCGUACGGCGGAGUUGUUGGCGCAAGCGGGUAACAGUCGUAAUCGUAUACUCACGUUUAUCAGCUUGAUGGGACCGUAUGUACAAUUGAAUUUAAGCAAUGAAUAUGGCAAGCAGUAUACAGUGAGUUAGAUAUCCAAAAAUGUGACACAUUUCGAAAAGAUGUUAAAAAAUAAAAAGCGACUUACUUGAGAGGUAUCUCAGGUUCAAUAAAGCUGCGAAUUCAAUAUUUUUAAUUUAAUUUAUUUAUUGUAUUUCUAUGUAUGUAUGUACGUUGUAAUACAUACUUAAUAAUUUUACAUAUUUUUUAACAUUUACGAUUACAUAAAAACAAUUGUAACUGUUAUAUAAAAUUACAUAAAUUAUUUAACUGCAAAACCACAACAAAAGCAAACAGUUUAAGUUUAGUGUUUAGGCAAAUAUGUAAUUUCGUAGAAUUGUAAGCGACAAGCUAUGCCAAAUCAAUGUUGCAAAGUUAACAUUUUCUUAUUCUACAUAUUUUUAAGCUAAUAACAAAAGCUGCAGCUAAUGAGCAGUUGAUAUUUUAGCUAUGUUUGUUAGGGUAUUCUUUAUUAUUAUUUACUUGUAAUUCUAUUAUCGGUUUCUGUUCGCUAGAGUGCAUUAAAUUUCCUUUAACAUUGGUAUUAAUAUUUAUAUAUAUUUUUGUAUAUAAUUACAUUCACUAGUUUAUGUAUAUAUGUAUGUAAGCAAUUAUUAGUAUAUGUAUAUGGAAUUUGUAUGGAUUAUUUCCCUAAUUGUCAUACUAGUUAAUGCUACUUAAAAAUAAAUUGAUAUUUUUAUCUCUCCAAUGCAACUACCUACUUAAUUAAAAUGAAAAAAGAAGAAAUUGAUUAAGAUAAAAACAAGAAAAAACGUUAAAUACGGCUGCAGAGAGCUUUAAUACCCUUCACAGCUUCUUUGGACGAAAACAAAGUUUGCAAAAUUUCAGUUCGACAUCUCAAAAAUUGAGAGAAUGUGCAUACAUUUUGGUCUUACAACAGAUUUACAUUUUUAUACAUACACAAUUCCAAAUAUUUCUAAUUUUUUCUUAGUUUUUGAAAGCAUAAGUACUUUUGUGGGUUUCUUUAAAUAA
Molecule: messenger RNA, 1809 nt
Organism: Bactrocera dorsalis (oriental fruit fly)
Lineage: Eukaryota; Metazoa; Arthropoda; Insecta; Diptera; Tephritidae
Gene: Atg10
Product: ubiquitin-like-conjugating enzyme ATG10
Exons: 4
Coding region: 219-848 (209 amino acids)
Biological process (GO): protein lipidation; protein modification by small protein conjugation; macroautophagy
Cellular component (GO): intracellular anatomical structure
Molecular function (GO): Atg12 transferase activity
Source: RefSeq, a predicted model, not a curated record